Messenger RNA from Cynara cardunculus var. scolymus (artichoke), 1077 nucleotides. Its product is annotated as cationic peroxidase 1-like. Gene Ontology annotation, molecular function: peroxidase activity; heme binding. The transcript is spliced from 4 exons. Gene Ontology annotation, biological process: response to oxidative stress; hydrogen peroxide catabolic process. The coding region runs from base 15 to 977 and encodes 320 amino acids. The record is from RefSeq and is a predicted model, not a curated record. Lineage: Eukaryota; Viridiplantae; Streptophyta; Magnoliopsida; Asterales; Asteraceae.
CUAAGUUUUCAUCCAUGGCGUCAUCAUCAUCUUCUUGCUCUUCUUUUACAGUCAUAUGUUGCUUGUUGCUGUUCACAGCAAUGGCUUCUGCUCAAUUAACUGCUAACUUCUAUAGCCAAACUUGCCCAACUGCUAUGUCCAUUAUUCGUGGCGGUGUUAGCACUGCAAUUGCCAGAGAACGUCGCAUGGGUGCAUCGUUGCUUCGUCUUCAUUUUCAUGAUUGCUUUGUUAACGGAUGUGAUGCAUCAGUUUUGCUUGAUGAUUCUGCUACCAUAACAGGGGAGAAAACAGCUGGACCAAAUGUGAAUUCUAUUAGAGGAUUUGAAGUCGUUGAUACCAUUAAAUCGCAAUUGGAGUCAUCAUGUCCCGGUGUUGUCUCGUGUGCUGAUCUCCUAGCUGUAGCAGCACGAGACGCGACUGUCCAACUUGGUGGUCAAACAUGGAAUGUUGUUUUAGGAAGAAGGGAUUCAACUACUGCAAGUUUAUCUGCUGCCAACACUGAUCUCCCUUCACCGUUCUUGAAUCUCCCUCAGUUGAUUUCUGAGUUCGCAAACAAAGGUUUCUCGGCCCAGGAAAUGGUUGCACUCACUGGAGCUCAUGAAAUCGGCCAGGCUAGAUGCGGAGUGUUCAAAGAGCGAAUCUACAAUGAAACCAACAUCGAUCCAUCUUUCGCAUUAGCCAUGCAAAGAAAUUGCCCUAGAACUGGAGGUGAUGCUAAUCUGGCUCCUCUUGAUAGCACCACCCCAACAGUUUUCGACAACGCUUUCUUUAGAAACUUGGUUAACCGAAGGGGUCUUCUUCAUUCCGAUCAACAAAUCUACAGUGGAGGUUCCACAAAUGCGCAGGUCGACCGAUACAGGCUCAACUCGGCUGCUUUUUUUAGGGACUUCGCCAAUGCGAUGGUGAAGAUGGGAAACCUUUCCCCACUCACGGGUACCAAUGGCCAGAUUAGGACCAACUGUAGGAGGCCAAACUAAGUCCAUGCCUUAAUUUUGAACACAAUAUCAGUGAAAGUUGUAUCUUCAUAAUAAACUUUAGGCAUGUUUGAUUCAUUAUAAUGAUGUAAACGUAAUAUUG